AUGUACCUGAUCACAGUGUUUGGAAACCUGCUCAUCAUCCUGGCUGUCAUCUCAGACUCCCACCUCCACACACCCAUGUACUUAUUCCUCUCCAACCUGUCCUUUGUAGACAUCUGUUUCACCUCCACCACCAUCCCAAAGAUGCUGUGGAACAUUCAGAAAAAAAGCAACAUUAUCACCUAUGAAGGCUGCAUCACGCAGAUGCAUUUUUUCUUAUUAUUUGGAGCAUUGGACACUUUCCUCCUGGCAGUGAUGUCUUAUGACCGGUUUGUGGCCAUCUGCCACCCCCUGCACUACACAGUCAUCAUGAAUCCCCGGCUCUGUGGACUGCUGGUGCUGGUAUCUUAUAUUAUGAGUUUCCUGUGUUCCCUGUUACAAAGCUUUACGGUGGUGCAGCUGACCUUUUGUCCAGGCAAGAAAAUCCCCCACUUUUUCUGUGAAAUCAGUCAGGUUAUCCAGCUUGCCUGUUCUGACACUUUUCUUAAUAACACUCUGAUGUAUUCUGCAAUUGGGCUCUUUUGUGGUGGUCCAUUCAUUGGGAUAUGUUACUCAUACUCCAAGAUAGUUUCUACCAUACGAGGAAUCUCACCAGCUCAGGGGAAAUUUAAAGCAUUUUCUACAUGUGCAUCACAUCUCUCCAUUGUCUCCUUAUUUUAUGGUACAGGCUUUGGAGUGUACAUUAGCUCUGCUGCUACUCACAGAUCACAUUCAAGUGCGACAGCCUCGGUGAUGUACACUGUGGUCACACCCAUGCUGAACCCCUUCAUCUACAGUCUGAGAAAUAAAGACAUAAAGAGGGCUCUACGAAGAUUCUUUGGGAUGGCAGAUAUAAAAAGACCAAUAGUUAUGAGGCUGAAGAAGUGUUGGUUAUUGUAG
Molecule: messenger RNA, 876 nt
Organism: Hippopotamus amphibius kiboko
Lineage: Eukaryota; Metazoa; Chordata; Mammalia; Artiodactyla; Hippopotamidae
Product: olfactory receptor 7A10-like
Exons: 1
Coding region: 1-876 (291 amino acids)
Biological process (GO): G protein-coupled receptor signaling pathway
Cellular component (GO): membrane
Molecular function (GO): G protein-coupled receptor activity; olfactory receptor activity
Source: RefSeq, a predicted model, not a curated record